CGCCCCCGCGUAACCCGGAUACGCACCCACGCUCCCCUCUCACCUCGCGGCCGUAGGCGAACGUGGAGGAGCGCGGGGACCCGGGCCCGCGGCGCCCGGGGAGAGCGGGGCGCGCGCCGGGCCGCGAGUGCGGGCGUCGGGCGGGACUCGGCCUUUCCUCGGCGGGCGCCAUGGGGCGCGCGGGGCGCGGGGCGCGGGCGCGGGUGUAGCGCGCGGCGGGCGGGCGGGCGGGCGCGGGGAGGCCGGCGGCGCGCGCCAUGGCGCCCAUGGGCAUCCGCCUGUCCCCGCUGGGGGUGGCCGUGUUCUGCCUGCUGGGGCUCGGCGUGCUCUACCACCUCUACUCGGGCUUCCUGGCCGGCCGCUUCGGCCUCUUCGGCCUGGGCGGCGAGCCGGCGGGCGGCGCGGCGGGGCCGGCGCCGGCGGGCGCGGCGGCCGUGGACCUGCGCGAGAUGCUGGCCGUGGCCGUGCUGGCGGCCGUGCGCGGCGGCGCCGAGGUGCGGCGCGUCCGCGAGAGCAACGUCCUGCACGAGAAGUCCAAGGGGAAGACGCGCGAGGGCGCCGAGGACAAGAUGACCAGCGGCGACGUGCUGUCCAACCGCAAGAUGUUCUACCUGCUCAAGACGGCCUUCCCCAGCGUGCAGAUAAAUACUGAGGAACAUGUGGAUGCAACUGAUCAGGAAGUUAUAUCCUGGGAUCGUAAAAUUCCUGAGGAUAUUCUGAAGGAAGUAACCACCCCUAAAGAGGUACCAGCAGAAAGUGUUACUGUCUGGAUUGACCCACUUGAUGCUACCCAGGAAUAUACAGAGGAUCUUCGACAGUAUGUUACCACUAUGGUGUGUGUUGCAGUAAAUGGUAAACCUGUGCUAGGAGUAAUCCAUAAGCCAUUUUCUGAAUAUACAGCAUGGGCGAUGGUCGACGGUGGCUCCAAUGUGAAGGCCCGCGCUGCCUACAACGAGAAGACCCCCAGGAUCGUUGUGUCUCGCUCGCAUUCGGGAAUGGUUAAGCAGGUUGCCCUGCAGACCUUCGGGAACCAGACUACCAUCAUUCCGGCUGGCGGUGCUGGUUAUAAAGUCCUCGCACUCUUGGAUGUGCCUGACAAGAGUCAAGAAAAAGCUGACCUAUAUAUCCAUGUGACAUAUAUAAAAAAGUGGGAUAUUUGUGCUGGCAAUGCCAUAUUAAAAGCCCUUGGGGGACAUAUGACGACCCUGAGUGGUGAGGAGAUCAGUUACACUGGCUCUGACGGCAUUGAGGGGGGGCUCCUCGCCAGCAUCAGGAUGAACCACCAGGCCCUGGUCAGGAAGCUCCCGGACCUGGAGAAGACGGGCCAUAAGUGACCGGAGCCAUUGCGGGUUGCAGCGUGCCCAGAGCUCGGUAGUCAGCUCGGAAUGUUGGCGGGACACGGGUGGCGUCCACGGCGUGGAAACUGCAUGGUUACGCCGUUCCCAACGGUUUCAAGUGUUUGUGAAGCGUCAGAGACUUAUUUUCCCUGGAGUCAAGACGCCAGAUCAGGGGAAGUGGGUUGCUUCAUGCCUCAAGUAUUGUCUUUAUUUUUGAGACUAUUUUCAUACAGUUGUCAUACACAAGGCACACACACUUCCAUACUUGUGAACUGAAAUCUCUAGCUGAGUCUCAUUGUUAGGAGUCACUGUUUUCACAUACAUCAUGAUCUUCACUCUCAGUACUUUGGUAUGGAAUCGGGCUGAAGAAAGAAUUGAUUUGUGUGCGUGUUUAAUACUGCUUUACAGUUCCAUCUCCUUCGUGAAAAUAAAGUAAUCGGGGGUUUGUAUCCCUGGUUCAGAUGGGAAGCACAAGAAGCCACAGAUUCAUUUAAUCUUCAACAAAUGAUCUCUGUUUGUCUGUUACUGAAUAUUUCUUAGAGUAAAGUAGAAAAAUCUUACGUUGUUUUUUUCUUUGGAAUUUUAAUAACAGGUUCACCAGCUAGUAGAUAAUUUAGAUACAUAGUGGUAGCACUGUAAUUGUAAUUUCGGUGUGUGCGCUUUAUUUUGUUUAUAAAGGAAAGUGUUUCGUACCCAUGAGUUCAUUUCCUCCAUCUUGCUGUUGGUUUUCCUGCUCUAGGGACAGUGCAUGGUUCGUACUUUCCCUCUUGACCAACGUUUAGUCUUUACUCGUUACAGUUUGGACUAAGGAUUCAGGGUUAGCACUAGGAUUUUGGUACAUUUUCUUAGGGAUAGAAUAAGCUAUAAGGCAAUAUAGGAAAAUUAAUGAUUCUACUGUUGAAAGUUACUUGACAUUACAUGUAUUGAGCUAGACUUUAUUAAAUAAAAAACCUUUUGAUUUCAUACUUAAAAAAAUUUACCAGGUUUGUACAUAGAGAUACCUUCAUUAUCAAGAAUGAGUUAUGGUUGAUUUUACCAUUAAUAAAUGGAUAUGAUCUAACCAAACUCUUAAGUAGUGACUUUGGAGAUGCUUUAUAAAUUCCCUUCAUAUUCAAAUAGUGAAGGUUAAAGUUGCUUUCUAAUGAAAUUGUUUUCUAUUCAGUACAUCUGGUUGGAAAAAAGAUGGUAGCAGUCUCACUGUUUCACCGUAAUUACAACCUUGCUUUAUGAACUAUACCUUUCCUUGGGUUGUCUGACUUUGCACAGUGAUAUCUGGAAACUUCAUGUAAAAAUUACCAUUAUUUCAUGUGACAUUGAUGUUUUUGUAUCUUAUUAACAUACUGUUAAGGAGAGAAGUUUCUCAUGAUUUCUUCAACAAUUUUUUUAACCCUAAAACAACUUUUGGUUCAUUUUUACUUUUACUAUUUUGUAGGUAUAAUUGACCAAAGAAUGGAUGUUUCCAACCUGUUGGAAUGUGAAAAAAAAUUACUAUAGAUUUGCAUUCUAUUAAGUUAAUUGACUUCAUUAAGGAAUUGACUCUAGUAUGACAUAUGGAUUUCCACCCCAAUUGCAAAUGGGCCCUAAUCUGAUAGGGUAAUUGGGCUUCAGAAAGUAGUCUUUGGUUUAGUGAGAAUUCAUUCAAGAUUACUUGGUGCACUUGGUAUUUCAAUAGACCUUAGAAUUUUUAAUAGAAUGGUAGCGACGUCCUCUGCAACGAAAUAAGAUUUACUUCUCGUAGGGAAAAAAAUGGUGCAAAGGCUUAUGCUGUUUUCAGAACCCUGUGUUACAAGCAUUACAAGCAUUUGUUUCACUAUAAUGUAUCAAACUUAGGAAAAAAAUUAAUUGGUAUUGUUUUUGUUAUUGAAACUUUCUGAUUUAAUAGAAAUGAAUCAUAUUAGCAAGCAUUAAUGCUUUGUUUUUAUUUUCAUCCGCAUGUGGAAAAUAAUCCUGUGAAGGAUUUGUUUUGUGCAAAGGUUAAGAUACUUAACUGACAUUUAAACUGACAGUUAAAUGCAUUAUUUUUAUAAUUGUUGGGUAUGGUCUAGUUGGUAAUGAAUUUGUGUGUGUGUGUGUGAGUGUGAGUGUGAGUGAGGGGGUGGUGCAGGGGAGAGAUUUGGAACUCAUGCGUGCACAGUUUAAGGCCCGUACCAUUGAGCAACAUCCCUAACUUCUAAGUAUUUCUAUAGAAAGUUCACUUAAUAUUUUUUGUUUCUAGAAGUCAAUAUACAUUACAGAACUAAUAUCAGUGCAAAGAUCAGUCUAUUCACAUGAGAGAUAACAUAUAGUUAUCUCCAGAACAUACAGUAAGAUACUGAGACAUGUCUUAUUAUCUCCCAGAAUUACAUAAUAAAAUUAUUUCUAAAGUGUAACAGAAUUAUAGCGUUUACUCUUGGUGGCCCUCUGUCUCUGCAGUUCCCACUCUCCUCUUGUCCUCGUCUUUGCUCUUACCGAAAGAGUAAUAGUCCUCCAGAUUGAUUUUUAUGCAUCGUAUCGAAUCAAAGCAUUGACAGUAGUAUGUAGUACCCAUAGCUAUUCUUUUCCUUGCUCCUCUUGACUACUAAGUUUUGUAUACCCAGUUAUUUUUCCCCCUUCCUCCCUGCUUCUCUUAAACAGAAUACUCUUCUGAACACUUAGCCCUGAAUUCAUUCUUAGACUUUCAGAUUUAACUGCUGAAAUCUUACAAUAGAACUGAUAACCUCAUAGAAAGUUCCCAGUGGAUGAGGUCAAUUUUGGCAGAAUCCUAGUUUGCCAUUUUGUUUUUAAACAUCUUCAAAAGGUGAAGGAAAAUCACUUAGAAAACUACACUAUCAACUCAAAACAAAACAUUUAGUCUGAGCCAUGCAGAAAAUGUAAGAGAAUUAGGUACUACACUACUGGGGAAAAAAUGCUUUCUGUAUUAUUUUUCAGAGCCAUUAUCCCUGUUUCAGCUGAGACUGCAGGGCCCUUCACAUGGGCCAUACAGGUCCUUAGUCUGCAGCUAUGCCCUUCCCAACUUUUGUGUGUUUUUCCCUGUUUAAAAUCAAUAAUCAACCAAAAACUGGUUUAUGGCUACACGAUGAAGUGAAAAAGACAUUUGGGGCUUUGUGUUUUAAGUUAGAGUCGGUGCAUUUUUCUUGUUUUCUGGAUGUGCUGUUUGAAAAUUGCCCGGAUUGGAUUGGAGGAAAUGGUGGUGGUGGGGAUGCCAAGCUUCUAAGGAGAACCCUGGGAAGGAGCAUCCGGGGAGGGCAGCGGAGGAAGCGCAAAGCAGACAGCCGCCCUCACCGCUGCCGCCAGCAAUGGGACCCUGUGUCAGAGACUGAGUUCCCAAGUCGGAUUCCCUUGGGCUGCGAAGGUAAGAACCACGGCCACCUGCUCAGGCAAGGAAGCGAAGUGACUGGCGUGCGUCUCCUCGGUAACGUCUUGCCCGGGGGAGAGACUUCAGUAGGUUCAAAGGCCCUGUGGCCUAUGCCAGCUGUAACUAUUUACUGUUGGUGUGUGGUAACUGGUCCAGGAUAGAUACGAUGUUUUGUUUAUCUUAGAUUAAGACGUUCGAUUAUUUUCAGUAUUUGCCUACAACAAAGUUUGUCACGCAGUUGUUGUAUAAAAUACACCUACUGUAUGGUUUUACUUAGAUCCUAAAACAUGUUGUGCCUUAAUCACAGGGCAUUGUGUGUCAAUAAGGGAAAACAAAAAUCAUUUUUUAAUAGGGAAAAUAGAAACUUUUGCCAUGAGAAUUUAAGUUCUUUUAAUGUUUUUAAUAUUAGAGUGGGGAAAGUUCAUUAAAGUUAAAUAAAAUUGAUAAAAAAUUAUUUUUGCAUAAUCUAGCAUUUACAACUAAAGUGCAUUUUUAUAAGAACUGGCAUCCUGAUGUAUAUAGGUCUGAGAUGAUAUUUUAUCCUUUGACUUAAUUUAAAUUAAUAUAUGACCAGGGUAGAGUACAUUAAAAUUUUUACUUUUAUGUCAUUUUAGUCUUCUAUCAUAUCUGAAUCAUUUUUUUUAAAAUUCACAAUUCAUAUCAAUAAUUUAUUAAUGUUAAAAAUAUUGUGCGUUUUGUGACAUAACAAACUAGAACAGUUUCUAGGGGGCAGCAGAUUCCUAUUAGCAGUUACUAAGAGGACAAGAAAAGUGGAAUUUUUAGCUUAAAAGAGGAUUUUGGUUUUAUGCGAUGCUGGUUAUUUAAGUUGCUGAUUUUGUGAAAGCCUGACAAAUGUUGCAUCCCAGUUUACCAUUGAUAAAGUCUUACAAGAACUUUUUUUUAUUUUUUAAAGUAAAAAGGAGAUAAAUUGACUCUGUGAGAAAGUGAGAUUUAUAAGUAGUUUCCUUUGAGAUCUAUAAAUAAGUCAAACUUCCAGAAGUUCAGGAUGAUGAAUAAUAUUAAAGCAACUUGUUAUACAUUGUGUCUGUAAGGGUUUCCUAAAGUAUUUAACAAUUUGUGUAAUUGCAAAAGCAGAAAUUGUGAUGUUUGAUUUAGUAUGUUCCAUUAAAAUUCUUUGAGGUGUAUA
This is a messenger RNA of Sorex araneus (European shrew), 5818 nucleotides long. It is a transcript of the gene BPNT2, whose product is annotated as 3'(2'), 5'-bisphosphate nucleotidase 2. Bases 258 to 1334 code for a protein of 358 amino acids. The transcript is spliced from 5 exons. Gene Ontology annotation, biological process: skeletal system development; phosphatidylinositol phosphate biosynthetic process. Gene Ontology annotation, molecular function: 3'-nucleotidase activity. Lineage: Eukaryota; Metazoa; Chordata; Mammalia; Eulipotyphla; Soricidae. The record is from RefSeq and is a predicted model, not a curated record. Gene Ontology annotation, cellular component: endomembrane system.